AUGGUGGGGUCCCUCAGAUAUUUUGCUAGUAUUGUUUUUUUACUCUCUUGGUUAGUGAGUAUCCAAGCAGAGGAACUGAAAACCUCACAAAAACCAUGUGAUUUUGAAGCCAUCUUCAAUUUUGGUGACUCAAAUUCAGAUACUGGUUCCAUGUCAGCAGCAUUUUUCCCUGCUAUUUUACCUUAUGGUCAAACAUUUUUCCAUGAGGCUGUUGGCAGAGCUUCUGAUGGCCGUCUUAUCAUAGAUUUCAUUGCAAAGCAUCUUGGAAUGCCAUUGUUGAGUGCUUAUAUAAACUCAAUUGGAACAAGCUAUAGACAUGGUGCAAACUUUGCAGCAGGAUCAUCGACAAUCAUGCGACAAAACAGGACCUACUUCGAUGGUGGAACUCCUUUCGUGCUUGAAAUCCAAAUAGAGCAAUUUAACAAUUUCAAAACACGCACCGCCAAGUUCUUCACACAAGCAAAUAAAAAUUCUUACGCAACACACUAUCCAAAGCCAGAGGAAUUUGCCAAGGCUGUUUACACUUUUGAUAUUGGUCAAAAUGAUAUUGCUUAUGUUCUUAGUAAGUAUGGAAAGGAAGAUUCCCAAGAAUUGAUCUCUAACAUUGUGGAAUAUUUUUCAAAACAACUUCAAAAUGUAUAUGGUUAUGGAGCAAGAACAUUUUGGAUACACAACACAGGCCCCAUUGGUUGCCUACCAGUUUCCAUGCCAAUUCACAAUGCCUACUACAACAUUUCUCUACUUCCUGGUUAUCUUGAUCAAAACGGCUGCGUCAACUACCAAAACGACUUGGCCAAAGACUUCAAUAAAAAGCUUAAAGAUAAAGUUGUGGAAUUAAGGACACUCUUCCCUAAUGCUUCUUUAACAUAUGUCGACAUGUACUCUGCAAAAUAUGAGCUAAUCAGUAAUGCUAAAAAAUCAGGAUUCUUUGAACCUUCUGGAAUAUGUUGUGGAUAUCAUGAAGAUGGUAACCAUGUAUAUUGUGGGAAUAAAGCAACGAUUAAUGGUAAAGAAAUAGUAACUAAAUCUUGUAAAGAUCCUUCAAAGUAUAUAAGCUGGGAUGGUGUGCACUACACUGAGGCAGCAAAUAAAUGGAUUGCCAAUCGAAUACUCAAUGGUUCCUUUUCAGAUCCACCACUUCCCAUUACACACUCAUGUCUAAUUACUCAUUAG
Molecule: messenger RNA, 1173 nt
Organism: Vicia faba (fava bean)
Lineage: Eukaryota; Viridiplantae; Streptophyta; Magnoliopsida; Fabales; Fabaceae
Source: the annotation of a GenBank genome assembly